GUAGUGCAGACCCAUCAGCCCCUCUCUCCUCGCCGCCACCACAGCGGUCCCACCCUUGUGCGUCUGUCGGACAUACCCGACUUCKAUGGUACRAUGCGUGUGACGCAUUGGUUGCAGGCUGCCACACGCGCACURACACUGACUAACACUAGUCAGGACUUGUGGUGCUCCGCUCUCGCAACUAAAUUGCGAGGCAGCCCGUUCUCCGCGUGGGAGAACUAUUUUGCCCAUCGUGCUCGUGCAGGUGAGGCGCCCACCCUCGAGGAGUUYACYGCGUUCCUCCACGACCGCUACGGCACCCUCCAUGAUACGACCGAUGCCAUCGAUCGGGUCACCCAGACGCAGUGGCGCGGAUCCUCCGCACCCUCCGACCUCGAGCAUCACAUCCGGGUGUUUCAGGAUGCCCGCCUCAUUUGCGAUGAGGCACUCCUACCUGAGGUCCUUCUGACCAACAGGUUUGUAGUCAGUCUCCCGACUGAUUACCGUAUCRAGCUCUGGCGACAGAGCUUCGCCUCUGCUGAGCAAGCCUUCGAGGCUGCUCGACAGUACCAGAAGAUGCGGAACCGCUUCUCCGACACCCCAUCUUCUUCGCGAUCCACCGCCSCCGCCACCCAGUCACGUGGUGCUACCCGCAGUCGAUCCUCCUUCGCUGGCCGGUUUCGCCGACCCGCCCGACCUGGAGCGUCGUUCUCCCGGCGCUACAGUUCUCUGGAGUACGGCGAGGACGCCUCGGCCGAGUCUGACCCUGCCCUUGGGGACGCCCCUGAGGACAUCGAGCUACGAGACGUCGUCCAGUAUCACUUGGAUGACGACACAGUUCCGAUGGCCGAGCGUUUGGCGCUGGCCAUGUCUGCCAUGGGUCGUGCUCGUAGUCAGGUUGCACAGGCUGGCGCUCGCACACCCACGGUUCCUCAGAUAGACCUCCCGCAGGGUUAUGUCCCUCCUCGCGGAGCCCUAUCUCCUGAGGAGCGUGCAGCCCUUGAGGCCCGGCGCGGCUGCCUUCGUUGCCGCCUGGAUGGACACACGUCCUCACGGUGUCCAUACCAUACCGCCCUCGACCGGCACUACGCUGACAUCUCUCGUCAGCGUCGAUCUCAGUCCCCCCCCGGCCCCACCAGGCCAACCCCAUCCACCUAGCCACGGUGCAGCGUGCCCCUGAGGCCUCACACGUAGCCGGCUUCCCGACCACCGAGUCGCGGUUUGCCCCUUUGGCUA
Molecule: messenger RNA, 1215 nt
Organism: Chara braunii
Lineage: Eukaryota; Viridiplantae; Streptophyta; Charophyceae; Charales; Characeae
Source: the annotation of a GenBank genome assembly